Messenger RNA from Pocillopora meandrina, 16812 nucleotides. Lineage: Eukaryota; Metazoa; Cnidaria; Anthozoa; Scleractinia; Pocilloporidae. The record is from the annotation of a GenBank genome assembly.
AUGAGGAUCGGAAGUCACACCAAUUUCAUAGUCAUUCACAUGGAGGCAACUUCCCUCUAUUCACUAAUCGCUGAUGGGCAGUAUCGUGCCAUUUCGCUUAGUCGUGAUAAAUGGAAGUCGUUGAUUGGUGCAGACGCAUCCCUGCAGCUUAACUGCAACAAAGAGGGCUUCAACUCACAGGGCUAUCCCAUGCACUCUAAAGCAAGGAUCUCAAGUAAAACAAUACAGAACACCAUGCAUUUUUAAUUGCACAUUUAAUGUUUACGGUAAAUGCCAAUAACACGAGCAAAUUAUGAUUUUUCCCAAAAUCCUUAGACCAGCCCUGUAAAAAGUAAUAAAAAUGAUGAUGAUAAUAGCGAUAAUAGUAAUGAUAGUAAUAAUUAUGAUGAUGAUACUUAUAACAUCAAUAAUGAUAAUACAUGUCAUUAUUAUGAUAAUAGUAAUGAUGAUAAUGACAGCAAAUAAAAAAAAGACGCCUAAAAGCAGCAGGCAAUACAUUUGAUUUUUACUUUUUUUGUUUGUUUUUGUUGUUGUUGUUGUUGCUGACGUUAUUAUCAUCGUUCACGUACAAUGCCUGACUGAGGUAAAGGGACAAAAUUCUGCUAUCAUCAGAUUUCUUAUCAUCAACAAAACAACCAUAUAGAAAAACCCAUCAAUUUAAGAAUUAUUGGGUCCUUCUCUUGUGAUUUGCCCGGUUUUUAAAAACUGUGUCCUCUUCGACCUGCCAUCAAACUCACGACGAGCACUAUGCGAGUCAAUAAACACGUUAUGUUCAGGAUUUGCAUAAUCUGCUUUGCCAGUCGCACCGUGAGACACGUUGCUCGCCGCCUGUUGUUUAGUGUGUCAUUUUAACGUAUGCGUGUUUCCACCUUAGUACACUGUUUUCCCAUUGGGGCUCACAUAUGGCAAAUGUUUCAUUAAGUUUAGCACUGAUUGCGUGGAUUUCCGAAAAAAAUCAAAGUGCUCUGUGAGCCAACUCGUGAAUUGGAUUAUGUUCAACGUUAUCUGGUUUAGGGAAUUUUGUGGUUGAUUGUCAUAUUUAGAGUACGGGAAGUAGUUCAGUGUUCGCUAAUGUAGCAAAGAAACAAAGUAACGUUGGGAUAAGAAGGCAUUACAAAUGAAAUGAUCACGCUAUUACAUUUGACAAGGGUGAAUGAUGUCAUGUGUUUUAAACAUAUAUCAUUUUUGUUUCUGGUUCAAAAGAAAAGGUUGGAAGUAAAUGUGGGUGAAAAGUGAAAUUUACUGUCUAUCAUUGUAAAUAUUGGAAAAUAAAGGCAAUACUGUCUUAACGAAAACAUUAAUGAUUCCCUCUUUAUCAAAUGAGACAAACGGUAACGAGUUUUGAGUGAUAUAACUAAGCCCAGAGUCCCACCGUCAUUUUUGGAUUUCCGCCUGGGUAGAUUUUGGUCACGUGCAAGACAACGUAUAAUCAAGAACAAUAUUGAAUUUCAUUUCAGGCCUAUUUAUCAAUUUUGUGGUGUAUAACUUUCGCAUUUUAGUACGUAAUAUUUAUUUUGAAUCUGCAAAUUGUCUUAAAAUUUAAAAGAAAAUUGUUCUUUAAAAAUUAACUGAAAAUCGGUAGCCAAAAUUAUUUGUUUAGGUGUUAUUUGAUUUUCGUGUUAACUUGCAAUUUCGUCAGUCGCCGGCACCUUUCGUCGCUUCACACAGGAAAAAACACACGAUACGAAAUGUAAUGAUCGAUUUUGUCCCCAAUCUCAGGCCAUGACAGAAAAAGCUUUUGAACACCUGUAAACUCCGAGCGCUUCGGAGUAAGUCAUAUGUUUAAUGAAUCUUCGGAUUGUUUUCGAGUUCAAGGACUGUAAAUUACAAUUUUAUGAAAAACGAAGGUUGUUCUCUUAUUCCAGUGUGAAUCCUCGCACGCCUGCCAGUCGCUGGCGCCGCUUGUUGAAACUAAAAUGAAAAAAAUUAACUCUUCUAAGAUUAUCAUUGGCUUCUUUUUCACCCCACCGCUAUUCUUAACAAUAAAGGUCGCCAUUUCGUUUGUUUAUUACUCGCCAAAAACUAUCAAAUGCACUCAAAAGCCUAAAAUCGAAAAAAGUUUUACAGGAAUCGACCAAUCAAGCGAGUGAGCGAGCGGGUGAGCGGGUGCCAUUCUCCACCUCAUAUCUACACUCGCUCUUGCGCAUGCGCGCAAUUCACGAGUUAAAAAUUGUCUGUUCCACCGAAAAAGAGUUCUUGAUCGAACCUCCACCUGAGAAUACUGGCUAUACUUUUGGCGUUAUCUCCGCAAGUGUAAUGAUUUUCAAAACAAAGGUAAUAAUAGACAAAUAUUUGAAUGAAAGCUUUUGUGACUUCUUGGUUACCACAUAUUGAGCAAAGCAAACAAAUGCUGAUUGUCUUAGAGGAAAGGUACAUUUUCUAUUUUUUUAUUUUAUUUUUUAGUACCUUGGCUAACGUUUAAUUUUCUGCGAUUUUAAAUUCGUCUCUCCGAUUUAUCCAUUAGUGCGUGUUAGACUUGAAAUUGAUAAUAGCCAAAUGGCGCCCUUAGUAUAAUUACCAACAGUAGGCAUCCAGAGUUUUCGUGUUUUAAAUCCAUUAAGUGAGGCCUCGGUUGUUAAAUAGAUAGCAGGCAGAACGCAAAGCAAUUUGUGGAAUAAUUGAUGAGAUACAUUCCAUCCCAAAGAGCCUUUCUGUCAGAGUUUAUGCUUGCUUCCAAUCCCAAGAAACCGAAAUUUAAGCUUUUGUUGCUGUGAUGUUGCACUGAAUCGGUAGUUCAUGAUCAGGUUUAUGGUGGUUUGGUCUGGGACGAAUAAAUUUUAAGGUUAGUUUAAAAAAAACACACACACACACACACACAUACACGCUUGCAAAUAAAAGUCUACCCUGAGUCAUUAUACUGUUUCUUUGUAAAUUGCCAUAUGCCAUAAUGUUAUGCGACAACGGUUCAACAGUAAAUCGCCGGGAAAGCGUAAACAAGUGUAGAUAAUUUAGCACUGAACCCAUUCGCAAAACACAUUCAUUUAAUCCAAAUCCUGACGAAGGAGGAAGAUCUGAUCUUUCCACCAAAAGGCUAGUCCAACAGCCUCAGUUUCUUUAUUAAUAACUUCGCUGUCAGAGUUUAUGCUUGCUUCCAAUCCCAAGACUAUAUAAUAAUAACGAAAAUAUUCGCUAGAUUUAAAGCUGCACGCAAACACGGGAAAGAAGAGAGAAAAAGGGAGGUGAAUAAGCGCUAUUUAAACUUUUAAUGAUUUUUUUCAGCUCUGUGAGAAGAGAUGCUCUAAAUGAUAAUUAACUUUAACCGGAGACUUGAAAUUCUUCUUUCUUAAGCGCACAAGUGAGCCAUGAAAAGGCCGAAUCACGACUAAAGUUCACCUUUAAAAGUCCUGUUUCAUAUUUUUUUCAAAGGCUUUGCAUUUGGCAUACAAAACUUGAGUAUAGAAGAAAUGUCUUCGAAGGAUAUUAUCUAGAAUCAAUUUUCGAGCAAGAUCGUUGUUAUCAAAAAUUUAUGAACCUUUCUAUAGUUGAAAAGAAUUAAUUAUCUCUGCGAAACCAAAAUUUAAGCUUUUGAUGCUGUGAUGUUGCACUGAAUCGGUAGUUCAUAGUCAGGUUUAUGGUGGUUUGGUCUGGGACGAAUAAAUUUUAAGGUUAGUUUAAAAAAACACACACACACACACACACAUACACGCUUGCAAAUAAAAGUCUACCCUGAGUCAUUAUACUGUUUCUUUGUAAAUUGCAUCAUAUGCCAUAAUGUUAUGCGACAACGGUUCAUAAAUAGACAGUAAAUCGCCGGGAGCGCGUAAACAAGUGUAGAUCAGAAGUUAGCACUGAACCCAUUCGCAAAACACAUUCAUUUAAUCGUACUAAAUAGAUCCUGAUGAAGGAGGAACAUCUGAUCUCUUGAACCACCAAAAGGAUAGUCCAACAGCCUUAGCCUUGUCCAUCACAAUGGAGAUUUCUUUAUUGUUAACUUUGCUGUUGUGUCUCUUAGUCGCAUCGAGUGAAGGUAACGAAUUUAUUUUAUAACAAAUGGUGUUGAAUUUUACUCUAGGAAUCUUAUUCGUGACUUUUCUUUAAGAAAAAGUGACGUCCAUCCAGUUUAUAAAAGUCAUCCACGUACAUCGUUCUUUUUUUUUUUUCCAUGAUUGGAGACUUCAAAUCUUUUUUAACCUUCGUUUGAAAUUCUCUGAAAUCUCCAACUUCGUGUAUUAAGUAAUAAGUAUUUUACAAAAUCAUAAGUAUGUUUUCUUUGCAAAAAGUUAGCAAUAUGCAGCUUCACUUCAAAGCGAUGAAAUAUUGAUUUUUUUUUUUGUAUUUAUUGGAGUUCAUAUCUUUCUCCGACAACAGCGUCAAGAAUACAGCAAACUUCUCACCAACAUGUAUUCAUAAAAGACGAGUUCCAUUUCUUAGAUGUUCCUGGAGUAGGAAGAUCCUCAGCUCUCGACAUCUAUGAUUGUAUAUUUAAAUGCCUUUUGAAUCCUCAAUGCAAUUCUGUGAACAUGGCCGCUGAAACGGACGCCGUCAGAAAACUUUGGUGCGAGCUUCUUCCUUCUGACAUAUACAAGAAUUCAAAGGAUUACAACAAGAACAUGAGUUCACAUCAUUUUUCUAUGCAAGUAAGUGCUUCAUUCUAUGGUGCUUUUUCGUCAAAAACAUUUUGGGCCUAUGUUGUCGCUUUCUUUCAUAUACUUCCGUUUUAAUUUCCAAGACUAUGCUAGUUUCUCUUCUUAGGACCAGUGUAUCAAAGUGUGAUGAAAUGAUAGAUAGAAAUGAAAAUCAACGAUGUAAUGAAUUGUUCUGAUGAAAAGAUCGCGACUUCAAUUUAUUUUGUUUCUUACAAAUAUACCGAUAGAAAAAUUAUUUUCUGGCACAAUUAUCGUCAGCCGACGUUGGGCGCGAAAAGAGAGAAUUUUCAUGAUACUGAAAAAUAUGAAACAGAUAAUGUCAAGCAGGAAGCUCAAGCAGGUGCCUAGGGGGAAUUAUUGAGCGAGGGUAGAAUGAUAUGAUAACAAAAGUUGUUUAUUAAAGAGUAGCUGUUCCGUUAUAGUAAGGAAGUUGCUUUCAAACCGAAAUAUAGGUAAUUAAAACACCGUAAUCUAAACUUGACAAGUUUCCUCUCAACUAAGAGUUUCUCCCGGCCAAUGAAGAUGGCCUUGAAAUUUUGUCUUUGUCCAAUACCUGAUAUGCCAGCUUUUCAUCAAGAAUGCAUUUGAAGACAUAGGUAUUAAAAAGUGAUUUGCAAAUGAAAAAUGGAUUGAGAAAGUCAUUUGAUAGGGACAUGCAAAUUAUCUUUGCGAUCAAUGUGAUUGACAGGGAGCUCUAGUAGAAAUAAAUAGAUUUCACAAGAGUAACCCAUUAAGAAACUUGACUUUGCAGAUGCCUUUUUAGCCUCUGUAGACUGGUGUUUUAUCAUAAAAUGUUUUGCUAUUUCUACAGACACCUUGCUCUUCCUCUCCAUGCCAAAAUGGAGGUACGUGUUUAGCAAACUACAAAGAAGACACCUAUCACUGCCUCUGUGAAGACGGCUUUAUUGGAACAUAUUGUGAAAAAGGUAAGCAAUUUUUUUUGCAAACUACAAAGAAGACACCUAUCACUGCCUCUGUGAAGACGGCUUUAUUGGAACAUAUUGUGAAAAAGGUAAGCAUUUUUUUUUGCAAACUCUGGGGCGCAAUGGUGGUGGUGACAAGUGAGACGAAUUUCAAGUAAAAAAAAGAGCUCAUAGACAAAAUGCAAUAAUGAUGAAAGAUGGGAUAUUCUGAAACUAAGCAAUAGUCUGUGUAUAAAAAUCCCUUCCUUAAACAGAACCUUUUCGAUAAAAAUCUCCAUUAUCAUUUUAUUCACGUUAGUUUACCCAGGCAGAAAGUUUACUUAUUUUUCAAUAGAAAAAAAUGUUGACAAAUAUGUUAACAUAGAUAAAGAGAAUAAUACAUGGACGCGCGUAGAUAUGGAAUUUCUCUUCGAGUGUUUAACUCCAUAGCUCACGAGUGAGCGCAACGAACGAGUGAGAUGUCAAGUUGAACACGAGAAGAGAAUUCCAUAUCUACAAGCAACCAUGUAUUAUUUUGUUUAUCAUAUAAACACAAGAGCCCUUUACUGCGAAGAAAAGCCGACUUCAUUAAUGAAUGAAAAUAAAUAAAUCGACAGUCUCCGAAUAACAAUCGUUGAGUACGUUGGCGCUAACUCUUAAGAUGGAAAAAUGCGUUGAAUCAUGAUUAUAAAAACAAUAAUGGUCGUAAUUUUCAAUUUACAAAAUUCUCAUUCAUUGACUUUGUCCUUACCGACAGAAGAAGUCUCUCAGGUAAACGGCAAAAAUGGGCCAGUGACAAAUCUUCUCGUUGUUGAUUUUCAUUCUCAGCUGAGAGAAAUGCUAACACUAAAGCCACUGAAUACGUAACUUUCGGUUUUUCUUUUAGUAUAUUGGUUUUCUUCCCCUUUUAAGAAAGUUUGAACCUCACUGUCUGUCAUCAAUAGGGUUUUUUUUAGUGUUUUAGCCGCCAUAAAAUUCGAGGAAGCUCCGACAAACAACUUGUAUUGAGAAUCGUGAAGGCUUUGCCGUUCACUCAUUAACCUGACCGAGUGGUGCCAAAGGCGAGUGACGUGUCAGCGGCUGAUUGGCUAUAUCAACACACGUGGAAAAAUACGAUAUUUUUUCACGCGUGUUGUUACGGCUUUUCUCAAGGCUGGAAAUCCCUGUUUAACACCGCAAUUUAUGUGAUAAAAUAAUUAUAAGGUUUCAUUUAUUGUAAGCACGAUAAAAUUAUAUUGGUGGUAAUGAUAUUCGCAAUGAUUAUAAUAAUAACAAAAGAAUAAUAUACAGAGGGAUGAUGAUUAUAACAUUAAGUGCCACAAAAAAAUUUAAAUAAAAGUAGCUUUAAGGUGUUAUAAAGGAAGAAGUAAGACCAAACGACAUCAACCUGUAACAAAUCCAAAAAGCGCCGCUGCCAAGUACAGUGCACAGACUGAGAAGAAUUGUUUCCAUAGAGUUUAGAAAAGAAAAUCCUUCCAGCGUCAGAAAACCAAAUCGACUCUAGACACAGUUUUUGCUCUGAAUUCUGUAAGUUAUUUAGGUAGCUUAGAUUACUUUAAAUAACGAUGUGGCUUUUUUUUAAUAAAUUUCCGUAGUGAAACUAUCCAGGAACCCUUUUGAAUCAUGGAAAAAAGAUAGUAAUUCAAACAAAGUCAAACUUUUUUUUUUUCCUUCCAGGUGCGGUUUCAUGUAAGGAAUUGCAUGACGCCAACAUGUGAGUUUUUGAGGAAAGCUGCGAACCAAUAUUCAACUAUGCGAUAAAGAACACUUUAAUUUUUUGAGAUGGUGAAGGUGGACUAAUAUCUCAUGGUCGCCUCAUGCUAUAAAAACCGGGAUAAGCUCGGCUGGAUGAGCCAGUGUAUACCUCUGUACCGACCUGUACCGACCUGACGAUCUAUCUGUUAAGGACUUUAUAUGAAACUUUCGUGCUGUUCAAAUUCAUCACUUUGUGCCUCUUUCAACAGGUUAAACGGGAGUCAAGUGGUUACUCUUCGCUUUAACUCAGAACCCGUUUCCGUUCUUUGUCAAAUGGGAGAUUUUGGGUGUGGAGCAGGACCAUGGACGCCAAUCAUGAAGACUGAUGGCAACCAGGUUAGACAUGAAGUAUGUAAUCAGUAUGUCUCUGUUUAGUCAAUUUCUGAAGCAUAUAUUAGGUUUGAAUUUGUUUGCUUGCCACUUCCGUCAAUAAAGGUUUUUAAAUUUCGCGAAUCUUGGCCAUAACUAAGUGAAAAAAAGCUUGCAGACGUUAAUUCAACGCUAAUUAAGAUCUACAAAAAUGUUACGUGAUUUGAUUUGUGACAAAACCUCUUACGGUAAGCUCUUGGAAGUUCGUUGAAUGCAAAAGUUUCUAACGCAAGCUGGAUGGCACAAACCGUGAAAAUAGGGAAAGUAAGGCCGUGUCCCAAAAACAGGAGGUAUCUGAACUAUUGCCAUUUCGUCAAGCCUCGAAUGUUGAGACCGGUAAUUAAGAGAAGCAAAAUAACAUUUUCUUCUUCCUUUUUAGAAUACCUUCCAUUUUGACUCUGUUUACUGGAAUAAUUCAAAAAGUUACAACCUCCCAGGAGGCCAGACUGGCUUUGAUGGCAAUGAGACCAAAUUACCGACCUAUUGGAGUACAUCUUUCUCCAAGAUCUGUCUUGGUAUGAAGGUUGACCAACAGUUAAGAUUUAUUGUCAUAAACCACAUGGCUGCCUCUUUGCACUCACUUAUCGCUGAUGGGCAUUACCGCGCCACUUCACUGGGUCGAGAUUCAUGGAAGUCCCUCCUUGGGUCACAGAGCUCAUUGCAGCUAAACUGCAAUAGGGAAGGCUUCAACUCUGAUGGUGCGAUUGUUAAAACAAGAAUUGGUAUCGUGUCUAACGAGGGGUCGGAUGGGUGCGACAGUUGUGAUUCAAGGAUAGGGUUUGGUGGUGCUAAUGGGGAUGAUGACUCCAACACGUGCGGAAACAUAGCUUACUGGUACCCGGAUAACGGUGAGAAAAGUAUCAAAGCCAUGGGAUACAUUUUCGCUCAAUGAUAAAAAAGGAAGUAAAACUUAAAUGCACGAGAACACAAACUUGACUUGAAAGGACCCAUUUUUAACGGACGCUCAAUCAUAUGCGUGUAUAAAAACGAUUAUUUGAUAUUUUCUUCUCACUGGAAGAUGUAACAAGCACAGGAAAUGAUGUUGUCUCUCAGUAGCUUCUUAUUUGAAAGUAAGGGCAAGGACCUCUAAAGAGUGUAUUCCUUUUUUAAAAUUUAUUUGGUUAAUUUAUUAAGUCUGUUCCAUCAGAGAUCAAUUUUAUCGAUCAACAGGAAUACAAUUACUUGGGGGGCGAAACAGCACCAAAGCUGGGGUUUUGACAAGUAUGUCUCUCUCACAAGCAAACCCAUACUGAUGUGAACUUUCACCCCAAAGCAUUUGCAAGAGUUACCCAUGUAAAAAAUAAUAAUGGUCUAUAUUGUGCAAGGGGGGUAGGAAUGGGGACGUCCCUUACCUUCUGUAACUUUCUGCUUCCCCUGUUGAUAUAAAAACAAUUAUUAUAAUAAGAAAGUUUGAAUUUUACCUAAUUGUACUCUGAAUUUCAGCAGCUGAACCUCACCUUCCUCUUUUAAUGCACAUUGCAUCACCUAAUGCUUCAUAGCUCACAUUUUCUUCAAUAUCUUCGGGACAUAUCGAACAAUUUCGUUCAAAUUUUACGAGAAUAAUUUACUUAGGGCAAUUAAACAGUUAUUUUGAGUUCGUGAUACUGAGUCAAAGUCCCCACAGAGAAAUAUGCUGAAGCAGAGCAUAACAUCCCCUCUUCUCGUACGUCAUACGUCAGAAGGUUUUAUGAUAAAGCCAACUCAUGCUGUGAAAGCUUGGACGCCGUCGCUUCUAUACCCCCAAAGGAAUAACUUAAGAACGCAAAGAAUAGCUUACGGCAAUGAGUUACAAUAAGUAAUUAGCACUACUGCACUUCAAACAACACCGGUCCUUCUAUUAUAAUUUCCAUAUUCGACGAUUUUUGUAUUUAUUCAUUUUAUUUUUUUGUGGUGUCUAGACAAUGAAACACUACCCAAUACGAGUCGCACAUCGAUGCACUGUACAAAAACUACCUCAUCAGGUUUAGAAUACUUUGAAAACGGUGAUGUGAAUCAAAAGCGUCAAAAAUAAAUUACCAAAUGGAACAUAUCUCCCCACCCCACCCCCGCGAUAAGUGGGUCUGUACUGAUUGCGCUCGGCAACUUUUGAACAACUUCGGGCAUUAGGAGCAACUUUUUGCUGCUAUAGCAACUUCGAGCACUUUUUGCUAUCAGAGUCUUUUAACAAAAUAUUGGUUUAGAGCACAAUCAUAUCAAGCGUAAAAAAGUCAACGAUUUUAUGAGAAACUAUCACAUAACCUGUCACUUGACAUUGGCACGCCUAUCGCGAUCUUUAUAUCUAACAUCAUAACGGAUAAUUGGGCUCAUCCUCGGUGUAAAAACCUGUGAAACUCACGAGUGACGUAAAACAAAGACAACAAAACAUUAUAAACAAUAGCGUACAGCAAAACAAUACGUCAUGAAACAAAGCAAAACCUCGUCAGGUUUUUACACCGAGGAUGACCCGAUAGUUGGCUGAGAUGACGUUUGGCAAGACUUCAAAUAAACCAUGUGUUUUGUUCCAUCAGACUUGAGUAUCCCUAGAUUUCGCCCAUAUCUGCGAGUUACUGUUUAAAACUAAGUUCAAGCGAUUUUUGUUUUCUUGACCGAUGUUGAAAAUUAUCGUCAAACGACGAAAAAUAAAGCUUGUUUGAUAGAUAACAAACCAACAGCCAAUUGUUACAAUUUGGCAUGCACACAUUUCGAAAUUUUGUGAUAUUUCAUAUUCUUCUAGACCGCAUAACUCACUUUGCCCUAAUAUCUCCAGAACCCACCAAAUUCUCGCCAAAAGUAAAACGUCCAUGAUUGACAUGCAAGGGAAUGAUUUUAAACAGCAACUAGAAAUAACCGCUAAGCUCUUCUUUGUUGUUGAAAUGGGCUAAAGGCACGAUAUUUCCUCUCCAGCUUGUCAAUACUCACUCGGGGGUUAAUUAACAAUGCCAGAGCGGUAUUGUAGAGACUUGGACCCUGUCGGUUGGGCGAUAUCUAAGUAUUUUAAUAAAACAUUUCACGCGACAGGAACCAUUUCUCUGUGUGUCAGAGACUUGUUGUAUCACGUUUAGUCUUUAAAAGUCCUUUAAAAAAAAACUAAGAGAAUGAAAUUCAGCUGUCUACUUCUGCGCUGCCUAUUCUUUGUAGCCGUUCUCUUUUGGGGAGUGACUUUCACGCUCCAAGGUAAGAGGAAAACUUGACUGCAUUGUAAUCGCUUGCAUAUUUUCAAGCUUCUUCUUCCUAUAUUUUUAUUCUAUCUUUUAUGUUUCGCUAUUCACCAGAUUCAUCACAAAACGCCUCUUAGCUUAUCAGGCGUUUAAAUUUCCGUAGAUAUUACUUAAGCUUAAUCUACGAGAACAUCUAAUAAAUAGCGAAUAUAUUUUGAACAACUUUCCACUGUCAAGAUACGCUUCUGAUCUGACGAAAAUGUGUUUAUGGGUAAGCUAUUUUGGUCUUUGUUCAGAUACGAAAAAUAGAAUAUAAGAAAGAAAAUCAUGAGAGUUGAAAGGACGGUUUACACUCUGCUAACUGCUUUGUGAAAAAGUAAAGCCAAAAGAUCCGCGCGCUUCUGUUGUUUCGAAUGUGCGCUCCCCUGAACUUCGGUAAAAUUUCGUUUUCAUUUUAUAAUAAAACAUAAAAACAGGAAGGAGAAACUUGUAGUUUUCGCUUUUGUCAGAUAGAGCCGACGAUUACCAUAUUUAGUAAUGUUUCACGAUCGUUUUUUUCAAAUGUAAGAGGAGAGAGUUGUGUUAUUUUCGUUCUUUUCCAUCUCUCUUUACCAGACACAAAUUCCAAUCUGUUCCCUUACCAACUUUUUUUGGGCAUUUUUGUCAAUAAGGGAUGGGUCGCUCUAGAGCGAAUUCAACGAUUUACUUAUUUUUCGCGAGCCAAAUAUUGGCAAAAUAAUUUGCAAUUUCCUAUUUUUGGCGGCGGUCGCAUUGAACUAGUAUCCUCUAACCAGAACUUUAUUGAUUGACGCAUACGUCAAUCAAUAACCCAUCUCCCUCUACUAAAAGAUAAAGAAAAAUUCUCGCUCGAACUGCUGGGCAAGAAUGGAUCGUCGUCGAAUGAUUAUCUCUACAAUUUUCGGGUUUUUGUGGAAUUUUGCAUUUCUUUCUCAGCAAAACAAGGAAGCGUUUUUUACAUUGUUGGCACAAUGUCAGCAGGUUUUUAACCGGCUAGUAUCAGCUUUUAGACGUAGAAGACGAAGACCUCGCUUAAAUAGAGCUCGCUUUCCAAACCUUCCCUGGUCGAGGUCUCCUCGUCCAGCGGAGUCACGGUUUGAGAUUGAGACCAUAAAUCGUACUUCGCUUUCUUUUUUCCCUGCCGAUCUUUUUGGUUGAAGCUUGCAACACUUGUGCUGGCUUCGAUAAUUCCAGUGGAAGGAGAAGUACUCGUUGAAGCUGAUUGUUCUACAAAUUCCCGCCUAUGACUGGGCCCAGGGUACGUGUCGGGAAUUCGUUCAAAUUCCUCGUUCCGCUCAAACGAAAACUGAAGGUCAGAUGGGCAAGGAAAAAAAUUGUAUCCUUCCAUCGCUAGCGGAUCAUAGUGUAUUUUUCCCGCUUAAAUUUUACCAAGACAUGUCUCGCGGAAGAUGACAGCUAAAUGGUUUAAAAAACAAGAUUGUUUGGAGCUGAUGUCCGUGGCAUGACAUCAGCUCUUAUGAAUACUGGCGAAAUCUUGGCGAUCCGCAAAUAUUUGACAAGUUUUUAAAAUUGGAGGUCGCAUUUAUUUUACGCUACUUGGUUUUUUUUAUUUUUUCUUUGCUGAAACAGACAAAACAAGCUCUAAGUGACCCAAGCCUAAAUACAUAAUUUGCAAAACUCCACAUUAUGUUAGUUCUUCUAUAUGUUUAUAUCCUGAGAUUAGUUUUGAAUGUUGAGACCAUUUGUUUGCGAGGAUCGAACUAUUCUUGAACGAGAAUCGAUACCUCAGGUGCCAUGCUGAACGGCCAGUAUCCGGGUGAGUUUGGAGCUAUUUUAUUUGGCGGGAAUGAUUUUCAUUAUCUUACGCGCAUGGAAAUAAAGCCUCUUGGACUCACAGUUGAAGAGCCACGUUCAACCAGAGCGCAUUGCGCGCCUUUGUUCUUGUUAUUAUUUGGUAACGCAAUACUAUUUCUCGCAAAUCCAUGGAGUGGCCAAGGUCGUAGCUUUUGCCACUAUUUUCAUGCCAAAAAAAAGGAAAAAAUGAAUUUUCAACUUGAGCACAACUAAACCGCUAGUUUGGACGAUUAUUGGCAUUAUGACAACGUUUUUGUCUGUAUAGCACAAACCAAAAACAAAAUAGAAGAAUUUUUAAGACGCGCAAACUGCAUUACAAUACAAUAAAAUCUACGCCUGAAUACAAAAUUCUGAAUUCAUAUUCUUUGGACACGGAAGUGUACGGUAGCGAGACGUUUAGCAGGGAGUCGACUUUUGAUGUGCAAACGAAUUACAAAGAGACAGGUAUAUUCCAAUACUUGAAUUUUCAUUAGUGUCAUUCACCAGGCGUAAGGAGAAGCGCUACGCCCUAUUACGCCUCCUAAUAACAAAUUUGUCACUCUCCACUUUGAUAGAAACGUAAAGAAUUUUGAAAUACGUCUAAAGAAUAAAUAGCGUCUUUCCCCCUGAGAAGGACGAUCACUUUUUGAUGGCCUCAUCAUCGCGAACGUGCAAUGAAAGCGAAAAAAAAAGCGGGAAACAGAGGCGCUAGACACUUGAAUAAGCUAAAUUAGCUUCUAAGAAGCCGCGUCUGUAUCAAUGUUGCAAAGACUGAGUUGAAUUAAACAACAAUUACAGUAGGCUUCUAUUCGUUUCAGUAAUACAGAAAAUAAUGAGACUGAACAACUCGCCCGCAAUGUAUUGUGGUUGAGCGUGGCCCGUUCAGUGAAUAUAAAAGAAAAGUAACUAGGCCUGAAAUUUAUUAGUUAAGAGAUUCCUGGCAAGAUUAAAAUCCAAGAUAUUACAACAACUGACCUAAUUUUUCAGCAAGGGGAUAUGGAUUAAGUGUGAAAAUUAGCAAGUAACCUGGGAAACGCGAAAAAGCGAAUGAGCUCGCUUCUUAAAUAGCUGAUAGUGUCAAUUUUAAAAUUGGCGAGAAUCACCUGAAGACAAACAAAGCAACGGCUGUUUAACCUGAGGGAAGGUAAAGAUUAAUUUUUACCUUUGUUUUCCCAGGUCAAUGCCGAAGACUAAGGUUUGCCUCACCAUUUCAUAACAAAGCCCUUGUUGGUCAUGUGAUUAAGAACCUAACUUUAACAUUGGGACUGCGUAGUUCUUGUAGAGGGCAAUGCACUCUGGAAGACAACUGUGUGUCUUAUAACAUUGGUCCUCCGAUAAAAGACCAAGUUUCGUGUCAGCUGAGUGAUUCUGAUCACGUCCAGCAUCCUGAUGAUCUUGUAACUCGAGAAGGGUUCAUGUAUCAGAGCAGUGAGGUGAGAUACUUCAAUCCAUAUUUGAGCAGUUCCCGCUGCACUUCCACUUCAAAAAAAGAAUUUCUUAGAUCAUUUAUUGAUUUUCACCAGCCAGCACUUCCACAAAAAUUUGUUUAAGAACUGGGAACUCUGAUCUUAUACCAAUUUUGUGGUUAGCUUGUUUUCUUCCUGUAUUUGUUUCUAGUCUCGCAUGGUUACCUUUUUUCAACUACCAUAAGACCAACCCCUAUCAAACUUUACACUGAGCUGGUUGUUUAGCAUAUUUCAGUUUAUUUUAUAAGUUUAACGGUAUAUUAGUAGCCUCUACGCUUACCCAACAGAACGUAUGCUCAAGUAACCCUUGUCUUCACAAUACGACCUGCUUAAACGGAUACACGGAAAAAGGAUACCUUUGUCUGUGCCAGUUUGGUUAUACUGGGAAGAAGUGUAAAAUAGGUAAAUAUACCCGUAAACAUGAACAUGAAUACUAAACCACUUGCUUUACCAACGGGAAAUUCUGAAAUCUGAUUGGAUUGCCGAAUGGGUACGAGGGAAUUAUCAGUUGGUCAAUUUUAAGUUACAAUUUACUUAUGCUUUCUGGCUAUUUGUCAACAUAGACAUCGGUAAUGGCUUACAUCCCAGACGUCAAUUUAGGUGCUUUUUUUUUAGUUUCGUGAAAUUAUCAAACGGGUCUUUGUGGUCAGUCUAGAAAUGCUUCAAGCAUAUCUUUGUACAGAUAUUUUUCACAAUCCAUGGGCAAGAUGGCAAAAUGCGGAUGAGAUGCUUAAACUGCUUGAAGAACUCUUAGGAAAAGUUUUCAAUUCUUAUCGGAAUCGUAGGUGCUUAAAAAAAUUCUUAUUUGUGUAAGGCAAUGUAGUAUAGAAUAUUCUAUUUCUAGAAUAUUCUGCUAGACUCGUAAGUCGCACUCCUUUAGUGAACUGGUUUAAAUCAACAGAUAAAUCCGGCCGAGAGACUGAGUUUUCAAAAGAACCUAUCCCAAAGCUAAUCGCGGAGCUCAAGUUACAUCUAUUACCUAUCUAGAUAUUCUAGAUAUUCUUGCAAGAAUAUUUCUUUUAGCAACUCAAACAUUUCUUGAAUAUCUUUGUGUGGAGAAACUAUUAAACGCCACAAUAAUCUAUAUCUCUUGACCCAAUAUUUACUGUAUAGUGACCUAAGAAAUAAUUUCAAGAGACCAUUUUUGAAAUACGAGUUGGGCUUAUCCCAGUCUCUUGAGCUCAUCUUCUUUUUUCUUGACCCUUGACCCUUCCUUGACCCUUGAACGAAUGAAAGACAUGCCUUAUCAAGAGGACUUUUGGAAUGGUGCAGCCAAUAUUGAUCUGACGCGCUACAUCUUUGACGAAUAUUUGAUGUUAAUGGAUGGUCCCCCUUAAGUAGUAUCAAGGAAGUAGCUUCAACUAAACUCAUUUACAUUUAGCAUACCUAAUGAAUUAUCAUACUGACAACCUGCAAAUACAGCCCCCUCUGAAACUCCUGUCAAUGACCAAAUUGGGUCUUCACGAUCCUGGUGUGAACAACGUUAGUCGCUUUUGCAGAAAGAAGUUUCUCUUGGCAAGUUCUCCCAAUUUGAUCCAACCCACCACAAUAUCUAAUAUGCUGCUCUUGUUGUUCAGGUCCGAAGGUAACCGAGCCUAUUCCUUGAAAUUGGGACCAGCGUCACUUCCAGUGUAUUGUCACAUGAGCAGUCUUGGAGCAUGCGGGGGUGCUGGAUGGACGCUGGUUAUGAAAAUAGAUGGCACCAAGGUACUGUAAAUUGUUCAAAACCUUUUCAAAAUGGCGUACAUGUGGGUUUCAAGGAGUCCUUGUCGAAGGGAAGUUAUAUGUGAGAUGUAGUCUGUCUGAUAUAAAAUUUUGUCAAUGCCUUUCCAGUUUGCCUGACUUAACAAUCUCAAACCCAGAGGUAACAACCACAAGGCAGAAACUGCUAAAACCAUAUUUUUCGCGAAUAUUUUAAGUAAAGAAACUUGUUGGCUUAAAGUCCAAGGGAUUUUUGUUGAAACAUCUGUAGGUCAUAUAAAGGUUUUUUAUCUGAAAGUUUGAAAAAAAUCUUCUGUCUAGGUUACGCUUGACUUUGUGACAUGCAACGAAAAAAGCAGCAAACACUAUCAUUUUACAGAGGAAAGGUGCGAAAUUAAUAGGUCAAAUUCCUCUUCGUGAUAAUUGAGAAAACUGGGGUCAUUUAAUUUGAUAUAAAAAAAGUUGAACUCAAAACAUAGAUACGUGGACUGUCAUAAAGUCUCAUCAAAUUUAGAAUGUUUUUAUAGGAAAGGACUUGGUUUAAGUAACAUUGUGGUUAUCAUUCCAGAGAACUUUCCAUUAUGAUUCCAACUAUUGGAGCGACAAAAAUUCCUUCAACUUACCAGGAGGAAAAACUGGGUUUGACUCGCAAGAGACCAAGUUACCGACAUACUGGAAUACACCUUUCUCCAAGAUCUGUCUUGGUAUGAAGGUUGACCACCAGUUCAACUUUACUGUCAUUAACAGAGAGGCUGAAUCUUUGUACUCACUGAUUGCUGAUGGAAACUACCGCAACACCUCAUUGGCCCGUGACACCUGGAAGGCGCUGAUUGGCUCCCAAGCUUCCUUGCAGUUUUGCUGUGACAUAGAGGGCUUUAAUUCUGACGGUGGUAAUGCAAAAACAAGAAUUGGUAUCGUUUGUAAUGAGUGUUGCAAUGCAGGCUGCGGCUCUCAUGAUUCAAGAAUUGGGUUUGGUGGAGCGGGCGGGAUGGAUGAUUCCCACACGUGUGGAAACUUAGCUUAUUGGACACCCGAUAACGGUAACAAGAAUAUCAAAGCCAUGGGAUACAUUUUCAUCCAGUAA